Molecule: messenger RNA, 2646 nt
Organism: Dichotomopilus funicola
Lineage: Eukaryota; Fungi; Ascomycota; Sordariomycetes; Sordariales; Chaetomiaceae
Exons: 3
Coding region: 1-2646 (881 amino acids)
Source: RefSeq, a predicted model, not a curated record
AUGCCGCCGUAUUCUGACGACCUAUACUCGGCGCUGGACGAUGAAGCUCUGGAGAUAAUUGGUGAUACCUCGCCGACUCAAGAUGGGGGUCAAGGGUCCAGUGUGACUCGCCAGUCUCCCUGGGUAGACGUCAACCCCAACACCGGCUUGGCGGAUACCGAUGCGGACUACGAUGCUGGCGACAACGAGGAUCCACAACUGCUCUCACCCACAGAUGGGUACUUCGGGACGGGCACGCAGGAGUCGCCUAGUCCGGUAGUCCCGACGUCGUCCAAUGUACCAUACGUACCCAACGUAUUGGUCGAGGACCCAUCUCUGCAUCGGGACUCUCCCGACGGAAAGGCCAAAGAGGCCGAACAGGAGAGGCUAGGCCAGGAACGGCCGGACGCCGGCGACUUCAGCGGUUCGCACCAAGAGCGGUACACGUCCACAAUUCCCCGGGGCGGCUCAUCGUCGACGUACACUGGAACCACCACUCACCAACAGCAUUUCGCCCCGAGCUCGGACUCAGGGGCCACGUACUACGCUCCGUCAUCCUCGAGCCGCGUUCCCCCGAGUGUAACGCCCACCUCAUAUACAACCUAUUCGGCCCAACCGUCAGUGUACCGCGGUGGUGGUGAGCGUUACCAAUUCAUACCGGCCGAGGCCCCGCCAGCGUAUACCCCUUCGCCCACCUCCCCGACCGGGACACAGGGCCUUGACGAUCACAGAAAUUAUAGGACCUUCUCACAACCUGGCGACGCAACUGUCAACAUGGGCCGCGUUGAUGAGUCCCAGACUUUGUUGGCUCACCCCGAGCCGGAAAGCAUGCGGGAUCAUGUUGUCAAUGGUAGUGGUGGUGAGGCGUCUCCUACAUGGAGGAGCCGCAGGUUGAGGCGUGCUCCACGGCACGCUAAGAUCAGGGCAUUCAAGAUGGUGCUCAUCGCAGUGGUGCUUCUUUUCCUGACGGGUGGGUUUUUGAGCAGCGUCAUUGAUGGUACAGGAGGUCGUGUAAGUCCUGGACGCCACAAUCCUCACACUCGACCUUACCCGCCCGACAUGGAGUACCCUGAGGUAGAUGACGGAGUCACUUGGGACCCUUCGAACUUCUGCGCCGAGGCUCAAAUCCAGCGACACACCCAGCUCUAUGACCUUGACUUUGGAGCCAAGAAGGAGCUCUACCUCAUCCAACGUAUUGCUGAUGACGACAACCACCGCGACUGGCAUGGCGUCCACGUCCAAGGUGACGCUAUCUUCCGCCGGACUACGCCAGAGCAUCCGGACCCGCAGAUCACCGUAGAGACCACGGUCACCGACGACCGGCUCAAUGUCUUCAUCACCUGGGACGCCGACACCGGAACCCUCAACAUCACCGUCCCUCGCCACCUCGAAUGGGCACAGGAACGACCCAGGGCAUGCGUCAACAUCAAAGCCACCGUCUGGGUCCCUGAGAACAGUGACCUCAGCCUCCUCCACGCCGACGUCGUCCACCUCAACGUACGGCUCCUCGACAAUCUUUCUCUCUCCAUCGCCAAGGGCACUCGGCUAUCUAGCACUAUCGGCACCAUCGUCUCGGCCGCGGGUAGCUCUGCAGCCGAGAACGAAGCCCUAUUCGAUCAGCCCAGCCUUCCAUCCUCGUUCAACUUCAACUCCCGCAUCAUCGACGUCCACACCACGUCCGGCGACAUCUCCGGUUCUUGGCCGCUGUUCGACUACCUCGGCCUGAAAUCUACUUCAGGCGACAUCCAUACUGCUGUUGUCCCGCAGCCGGCCGACCCGGACCACUUCACCAAGUCUGCGGUGCUCAACAUCACCUCGCUCUCAGGCGAUGUCAGCUUCCGCGAGCCGAUCCAUGCUGCGGAGGCGGCGUUCCGGAUUGGGCAGGCGUUCACUUCGGCCAAGCAGCGCCGACUCGCGACGCGUAAAGCAGAGGAGCUGUUGCCGCCGAGGGACUACCGGGUGAAUGUCCACACCACGAGUGGGGAUAUCAACGGGGCCGCGGCAUUCAGCAGCGCGGCGGGGUUCCGGUCGACGUCCGGGACGGUGAGCUUGGAAUUGUUGCCUAUCCUAGAUGUGGGAUUGGUUGAGAGUAUCCGGGAUGCGGGUGAGGUGGAGGUUGCAGGCAGGAAGGCAACGCUGACGACCGGAAGUACAAGUGGUGAUACGGAUUUGAAGGUGUUGGAGCCGCUGUGGGUGGACCCCAGUGCUGUUGUCAUUGUUGGUGGCGAAAACGACGGAGCCGGACCGGAAAUUGGGAUUGUGGCGCUUAGAGAGGGCCCCGCGAAGACAAGGCGCGGCGGAUAUGUCAACCUCAACGAGAGGACCUCGUCCUCAUCUUCUUCCUCCGCCAACACCGACAGCGACAGCCUUGGUAACCCUAACAAAGACCCCACGCCGCUCCGCUACCUCUCCGGCACGCACACCAGCACGUCGGCCACGAUCAAACUGCGGUAUCCUCAGAGCUGGGAAGGGGAUGUGGCUUUGACUUCUCUGACCGGCGUGCUGCGUGUUAGUGGUGACGGACUAAAGGUGAUCAAGGCUGGGAGCGACUGGCCGGGUGUCAACAAGGCGCUGUUGGCGCGGAAGGGGGAGAAAGGUAGGGGUGGAAAGGUGGAGGGGAAGAGUACGAGUGGUGAUGUGGAGUUUCUUAUUGGUGAGGCGAACUAA